Molecule: messenger RNA, 1205 nt
Organism: Daucus carota subsp. sativus
Lineage: Eukaryota; Viridiplantae; Streptophyta; Magnoliopsida; Apiales; Apiaceae
Product: inositol oxygenase 1
Exons: 11
Coding region: 115-1008 (297 amino acids)
Biological process (GO): inositol catabolic process
Cellular component (GO): cytoplasm
Molecular function (GO): inositol oxygenase activity; iron ion binding
Source: RefSeq, a predicted model, not a curated record
UACUAUAAAUACCCCUGAUUUUUUCCCUUGAUAUGCAACUCAUUCUAUUCUUUUGUGUUGUUUUCUCUAGUCUCCUGUUUUUCCGUAGCCGGUACUUUUUUGUUUUUUUCGAAGAUGACUAUUCUCAUUGAGCAGCCUCGGCUAGAGGAGGGGAAGAACCAGGUUGAGAGCAAUGAAUUGGUUGGCUUCAAUGCGCCGGAUAUCAAUGCGUUUGGUCAAUCUUUUAGGGCAUAUGAUGCUGAAAGUGAGAGACAGAAGUCUGUGGAGGAGUUCUACAGAGUGAACCAUAUUAACCAGACAUAUGACUUUGUGAAGAAGAUGAGGGAGGAGUACAUGAAACUGGACAAGAUGGAAAUGAGCAUAUGGGAAUGCUGUGAGCUUCUGAACAAUGUGGUGGAUGAUAGUGAUCCUGAUUUGGAUGAGCCGCAGAUCGAGCAUCUUCUGCAGACUGCUGAGGCUAUCAGGAAAGAUUACCCGGAUGAAGAUUGGUUGCACUUGACUGCUCUUAUCCAUGAUCUUGGAAAGGUUCUUCUUCUUCCUGGAUUCGGGGAACUUCCCCAAUGGGCUGUUGUCGGUGACAUAUUUCCUCUUGGUUGUGCUUUUGAUGAAUCGAUUGUUCACUACAAGCAUUUCAAGGACAACCCAGAUUACAACAAUCCUCUUUAUAACACUAAGAAUGGAGUUUACUCAGAAGGAUGUGGACUCGAAAAUGUGAUGGUUUCUUGGGGGCAUGAUGACUACAUGUACAUGGUGGCCAAGAAGAACGGAACUACUCUGCCCCCAGCUGGAUUAUUUGUCAUCCGGUUUCACUCUUUUUAUGCUUUGCAUCAUGGAGGAGCGUACAGACAUUUGAUGAACGAGGAGGAUGUUGAGAAUCUAAAAUGGCUGGAGAUUUUCAGCAAAUACGACCUGUAUAGUAAGAGCAAAGUUCGUGUUGAUGUUGAGAAAGUGAAGCCAUACUACAUGUCCCUGAUUGAAAAGUAUUUCCCUGCAAAGCUUAAAUGGUGAUCGCGUCAAUGGAGCCCUAGAUACAAAAAUAUUAAUCAAUAAAUGGCCGCGCUUGGCAGGAUUCAGGAAGAGAUGGGGUUGUAGUAUUUUUCUUGUAAUGUUUUUCUGCACAGUGUGCAUGGAUUUGUCAUCAAAUCCUUUCAAGUGUUAAAGAACCAAACAUGUGGUUUAAUGAAUAAAAUUUCAGUUCAUUUUUA